This is a messenger RNA of Andrographis paniculata, 2068 nucleotides long. Its product is annotated as 2,3-bisphosphoglycerate-independent phosphoglycerate mutase. The transcript is spliced from 10 exons. Gene Ontology annotation, biological process: glucose catabolic process. Gene Ontology annotation, molecular function: manganese ion binding. Gene Ontology annotation, cellular component: cytoplasm. Lineage: Eukaryota; Viridiplantae; Streptophyta; Magnoliopsida; Lamiales; Acanthaceae. Bases 208 to 1887 code for a protein of 559 amino acids. The record is from RefSeq and is a predicted model, not a curated record.
CCAAAACCCAUUUGAAAUCCUACGACGGGCAUUUCGACGUGUCCCCUUUUCUUCAGAAGCCCACAGUUUUCUCGUUGUUUUCUUCGCCAUUUAAAACCCUAUAAAUCCACCCCCCACCAUUCUUGACUCCCCCCUACUGUCCUCCAACCCUUCUGCUUCACACUAGUUCAGCGAUUUUCAUAGAUCAGGGAGGAUAUCGAAUCGAGGAUGGGGAGCACGGGAUUCUCGUGGAAAUUGAAGGACCAUCCGAAGCUGCCCAAGGGGAAGACGGUGGCCGUGGUGGUGCUUGACGGCUGGGGCGAGGCGGCUGCGAAUCAGUACAACUGCAUCCAUGUCGCGCAGACGCCUACCAUGGAUUCGCUCAAAACUGGGGCGCCGGAGAAGUGGAGAUUGGUGAGGGCGCACGGUACUGCGGUGGGGCUGCCCACAGAGGAUGAUAUGGGCAACAGUGAAGUUGGGCACAAUGCUCUUGGCGCUGGCAGGAUUUUUGCCCAAGGUGCAAAGCUUGUUGAUAUUGCUCUUGAAACUGGGAAAAUUUAUGAUGGAGAAGGCUUCAAGUACAUUAAAGAAUCUUUUGACAAUGGAACGCUACACCUUAUUGGAUUGCUAAGUGAUGGAGGCGUUCACUCUAGGCUCGAUCAGUUGCAGUUGUUGCUGAAAGGUGCCAGUGAGCGUGGUGCCAAGAGAAUCCGUGUUCAUAUUCUCACUGACGGUCGUGACGUGUUGGAUGGAUCAAGUGUUGGAUUUGUAGAAACUCUUGAAAAUGAUUUAGCGAAUCUACGUGAAAAGGGUAUCGAUGCAAGGAUUGCAUCAGGUGGAGGUCGGAUGUAUGUUACAAUGGAUCGUUAUGAGAACGACUGGGAGGUUGUGAAGCGAGGAUGGGAUGCCCAAGUGCUUGGAGAAGCACCCCACAAGUUUAAGAAUGCAGUCGAAGCUGUCAAGAAGCUGAGAGAGAUUCCUAAUACAAACGAUCAAUACUUACCUCCAUUUGUCAUUGUUGACGAGGAAGGGAAGUCCAUCGGGCCUAUUGUUGACGGUGAUGCUGUUGUGACUUUCAACUUCCGUGCUGACCGUAUGGUUAUGCUUGCCAAGGCACUGGAGUACGAGGAUUUUGAUAAAUUUGAUCGUGUCAGAUUCCCUAAAAUCCGCUAUGCUGGGAUGCUUCAGUACGAUGGUGAACUGAAACUCCCAAGUCGCUAUCUUGUUUCUCCUCCGGAAAUUGAGAGAACAUCCGGAGAGUAUCUUGUGCAUAAUGGUAUCCGAACUUUUGCUUGUAGUGAGACUGUUAAAUUCGGUCAUGUUACAUUCUUUUGGAAUGGGAACCGAUCUGGAUACUUCAACUCGGAAUUGGAAGAAUACGUUGAAAUUCCAAGUGAUAGUGGUAUUACUUUUAAUGUUCAGCCAAAGAUGAAAGCUCUGGAGAUUGCCGAAAAAGCUAGGGAUGCCAUUCUUAGUGGCAAAUUUGACCAGGUACGGGUCAACCUACCGAAUGGCGAUAUGGUUGGGCACACCGGUGAUAUUGAAGCCACUGUUGUCGCCUGUAAGGCUGCUGAUGAGGCUGUCAAGAUGAUUCUUGAUGCAAUUGAACAAGUUGGCGGGAUAUACGUUGUCACUGCUGAUCAUGGAAAUGCAGAAGAUAUGGUGAAGAGAAACAAGAAAGGCGAACCUCUUCUCGACAAGAAUGGCAAAAUUCAGAUUCUCACUUCUCACACUCUAGAGCCUGUUCCUGUUGCCAUCGGUGGCCCUGGUCUGGCUCCGGGUGUGAGAUUCCGGAAAGAUGUUCCGAACGGCGGACUGGCGAAUGUGGCAGCCUCGGUGAUGAACCUGCACGGGUUUGAGGCGCCUGAGGAUUAUGAGCCAACCCUGAUUGAGGUUGUCGACAACUAGAAGACUCCAAUCUCUCCCAAGUUUUGCAGACAAAACAAAACAAAACAAUCAAAUUAUGUCAGAAUAAAAACGGAUUUGUGAAACCUUGAUUUCAUUUACUACUGACUAACUUAUCAGCAAUGGUGAUGAAUGCUGUGAAAAUUUGGGUUUUGAUUUGAUUUGAUAGACUUGUGAUUUGGAA